This is a messenger RNA of Parnassius apollo (apollo), 288 nucleotides long. The record is from the annotation of a GenBank genome assembly. Lineage: Eukaryota; Metazoa; Arthropoda; Insecta; Lepidoptera; Papilionidae.
AUGUCGAGAGCGGGCGCGAGGCACCCGGAUGCUGACGAGCACCGGCCGAGCUCCUCCACGGCGCCGCAGCACGACGACGGCGAGGUGCAGCAGCUGUACGCGACGCUCAACGAGUACCUCCAGCUCGAGCACAAGUUCCAGCCGCGCCUGUGUCUCCCGGAAGACUCAGAGAGCGGGGAGGUGACGAUCGGCGCGAGAGAUGGCGCUGCACACGUGCUCCGCUGUCUCAAGAUGUUAAAAGAGUCCCAAGGAUCUCGAUCUCACAAACCCAUGAUGGGAACAGUCUAA